Durusdinium trenchii is the source of this 1119-nucleotide messenger RNA. The record is from the annotation of a GenBank genome assembly. Lineage: Eukaryota; Dinophyceae; Suessiales; Symbiodiniaceae.
AUGGGAGGUGAAUGGACCUUCCUGAUUAAGCCCAAAGCUGGCUUGUCUGCAGCGCAAUGGCAGUCAGAGUUGAGAAGAGUUCGGAAGAAGUUUGCCAGUGUCAUUGGCCUAGAAGCUGGCACAACGACAUUCUUUGCUGAUGCAGACCACCCAGAGUCCAUGAACGACAAUGUGUUUGCCCGAUUCACCUAUGAAGGUGAAUGUCAUCAUGGAGAAAGUGGCAUGUGGUGUCUUCCAUGGGAUCCGUGGCAGAAAGUUCCAAAAGGGCACAUUCAUGCUAGAUGUGCACCAUACAACUUUGCGAGAUAUUCUUAUGAGAUUCAACGGCACCUGGAGAAUGCCUUUCCAGAAAGCAUUCUUAUCGAAUGGGGUGAUGGCAUCGAUGGAUACAAUGGAAGCUUACUUCGGUCCAGGGGUUGGAGAUACCAUUAUGCAAAGUACUUCCCAGAAAUCCCUCGGCCUUUGCCUCGAAUUGACAUCUCAGAUUUGCUUUUGGAUGUGCGGUCACAGUUGGGCCUUCAGUUGUUCAGCGCCAUUGUUCAUGAAGACGAGGAUAUGGUCUUCAGGCUGAUUGCAGAAGAGCAGCUUGACAUCAACUUUAUCGCUCCUUAUGGGCCGGAGCAAGCCAAUGAGAAUGGGAAACGCCACUUCGUGCGACGAGUGAGCGCAGUGCGUUUGGCAGUUGAACAGCUGGUGAACUCGCCAUACAAAGUGGACCAUCCUGAAGUUCUUGUGCAGCUGCGAAUCCUGCAGAUGAUCCUGUUCAGGGACCCAAAACUUGAGUUUCCCAAGUUUCGGUCUAGCUGGCAGGAUGAGACAGAAGAUUUGGCGCGGCAUGUAUUGUUCGAUGUGGUUGGGUACGGCGAUACACUUUUGGAUGGUCCAUCUUUCACUCCUUUGCAAUCAGGGCUUGCAGAGGUUCGGAUUCGGAUGACUCUACUGCACAGGCUUCUUCCUGCAUUGAAGCAGCGUGGGCUGUUGCAGGCGGCAUUGGUAAAGUUGGAGAGAACAGAGCUGGAGUGGCUGAUUGACAAAAAGCCCGGCUGGCAGUUAGUGAAGAUUUUGCAAGUAUUCCAAGGACAAGAUGAAAUCCGGAGCGAAAGCUUGGUGUCUUCAUGA